Messenger RNA from Grammomys surdaster, 1946 nucleotides. It is a transcript of the gene Susd5, whose product is annotated as sushi domain containing 5. Gene Ontology annotation, biological process: cell adhesion; Notch signaling pathway. The coding region runs from base 1 to 1881 and encodes 626 amino acids. The record is from RefSeq and is a predicted model, not a curated record. NCBI's taxonomy places the organism in Eukaryota, Metazoa, Chordata, Mammalia, Rodentia, Muridae. The transcript is spliced from 5 exons. Gene Ontology annotation, molecular function: hyaluronic acid binding.
AUGGGCGCGGGGCCGCGAUGGCCGGCGCCCGGCAGCCUGCCUGCGCUCUGCGCCGCGCUGCUCCUCCUGGCUCUGCAGCCGUCCUCCGUGCGCGCCGAGGGGAAACUCUUCGUGCUGGACUCUCAGAAUGGCUCUUGGGGCCUGGACCUGGAGGCAGCUCGGCUCUCCUGCAAGAGCAGGGGUGCCCACCUGGUGUCUGCUGGGGAGCUGAAGAGGGUGGUCCAGGACUGUGCAUCCGCAGUGUGCACAACAGGCUGGCUGGCGGAUGGCACCCUCGGGACAACCGUGUGUAGCAAAGGGAGCGGUGAACAACCAGUCUCCAGAGCUGUUGACGUGAGAAUUGACAGCCACCCUGUUCCUGGUGCCAAGUACAAUGCCCUUUGUAUUAAGGACGAAGAGAGACCGUGUGGAGACCCACCAUCAUUCCCACACACCAUCCUCCAGGGUCGCACUGGCUUGGAGAUGGGGGACGAGCUGCUGUAUGUGUGUGCGCCAGGGUCCAUCACAGGCCAUCGGGAAACGGCGUUCACCUUGCUAUGCAACAGCUGUGGGGAGUGGUAUGGACUGGUGCAAGCCUGUGGCAAAGAUGAGGCCGAGGCCCAUAUUGACUAUGAAGAAAAUUUCCCAGACGACAGAUCAGUGUCAUUCAGGGAACUCAUGGAAGACUCCCGCGCAGAGGGAGAAAAGGAAAAGGCUCAGGAAGACGCCUCUGACGAGACACCAAAACAAGAUCGUCUGGUCUUCACUUCUGUCUCUAAAGAAAAUAUAGCCCAAGAAAAAGCCUUCGUGCCAACCACAGGCUUGCCAGUCGCUGGGAGCAGCGUCCGCACAGACUGGCCGAGAUCCCGCCUACACCGGAAGUACUCACUCUGGUUUCCGGCCGAGACUUUCCACAAGCCAGAGCUGGAAAAGGAUGUGGGAGAUGAGACCAAAGAGCCACUUCCUGUCGGAGACAAUCACAGUGACGAGAAACCGGCCCCAGAGGAGUCUGAAACGAGGCUGGUCUAUGCCACCACCUACAGCCCCUCAGAGCCAUUUGUGGAUAGGAAUGACAGCAAGGCAGAGGACCCAGGGGUGAGCAGCAGCGAUGAUUCCUGGUUAGACGGCUACCCUGUGACAGAUGGGGCUUGGAGGAAGGUAGAGGCUGGGCAGGAGGACGAUGAGGACAAGGGGCAUGGGUCAGUGGGACCAGAUGAAAGUGUCCUCAUGACUCCUGAUCAGCCUAUUGGGAAAGUUAAAGAGCACAAGAAUGUCACCGUCACACCAAGCGAAUCUGUGAUACACAGCUCGAUUGGUCCAUCUCAAAUGCUUGACGUAGAAGCUCUGGUUCCGGGACCCAUCAAUGUGUCUGAGACUGAGAGUUCCCAUACCUGGAAUGUUGAUUUGACCAAUUAUCAAUCAACUAUACCCCGGAGAGUUACCACACGGCAGUCACCCACGGCCACCUCAUCCUAUGAACUGAUCACCUCCACCCAAGAGACGGUACCAACAGCCCUCCAGCCGACACGUAAACGCAUCCCCUCGACUAAUGUGGAGGCCACCCAGCCUCCAGCGGAGGUCACAGCUCCUGAGGUUCAGGAUAGCUUCCCAUACCUGCUGUCUGAGGACUUCUUGGGACAGGAGGGCCCUGGGCCUGGUGCAAGCGAGGAGAAACUUCUUCCAACCUUGGCACCGUGUGUGGGGGAUGAGUGUCCCAGCUUCAGGAAAGGCCCAGUGAUCGCCACCGUCGUCACUGUCCUGUGUCUACUGCUGCUGCUGACAGUCGUGGGAGCCGUGUGGGGCUACCGUAGGUGCCAGCACAAGAGCUCUGUAUACAAGCUGAACGUUGGACAGAGGCAGGCUAGACACUACCACCAGCAGAUUGAGAUGGAGAAGGUCUAGCCUCUGUCAGCAAGGGCUCUCACAAAGCCGCUUGGAGGAAGAUUAACUGUGAUUCUCGGGAUCUG